Rubroshorea leprosula is the source of this 1620-nucleotide messenger RNA. Lineage: Eukaryota; Viridiplantae; Streptophyta; Magnoliopsida; Malvales; Dipterocarpaceae. The record is from the annotation of a GenBank genome assembly.
AUCAAGUUAGCUAGCCACUAGCUUUCCCACUCACUCUUAACGGAUAACAUCAAUGGCCUCCGCCUCUAACGUCUCUCCCGCCGCCGCAUCUAUUACACACUAAUCUCUUCAUCUCUCCUCCAAACUCCCCUUCCCUAACCUUCCCCAUAGACCAAUUCCCAAAAACAGCAGACCACCAACCACAGGACUCCACGUGUGCUCUCCCACCAACAAAACCCUCUCCAUCGCUGCCAACCCCAAGGAAGAAACCAUCUUCUUCGACGGCCGGCGGAGUCCACUGUGGCGGCCUCAUUGCAAACCUAUUUCUGGGCUUCACUCUCCUUCGGCCGCCGUUAACUCUGGCCGCUGUGUCAAGGGCUUUUUACUUGAGAUACAGCUUCAAAAACCUUUGGGUGACGGUUACAUCCGGCCUGACGGGUCAGGACUGGAGCGAUUUCUCUUGCAAUGUGAUCAAGGACGUGCAAGUGGUGCCGCGGUUUGUGGGUGAGUAGAGCGAUAUUGUCAUUACAUUGAAGGAUAGAACCGAGGUUGAAUUUAGGAAUCUGCCCAAGUUCAGAGAAAUUGCGAAGUACUGUUUAUCCAUGGCUGAGAAGCCUGUGGCUUUAAGGAAGCUGGACCUAAAGGGUUUUAGGUCAAUUCUUUUCUUGAGAAGGUAUGUAAAGUUUUUCCCCUUUUUUUUUAACACAUUUAUAUUCUUAUUGUGAAAAUAAUGAUUUCAAAGUAAAUUCGUUCAUGUUUGUGUGGAAUUGUUGGAAUAGGGUGAGAGUUUGUUUGCAACUAGUUGGAAUUUCCCGUUACUAUUCAUAGUGAAAUUUGUUAGAUAUCUGAGAUGGUGAUGGCUUUUGGCAACAUUUUUAAAAAAUUAGUGGCAUUACUGUUGUUAUUUGUAGUUUUUACCUAUAGAUGGCUUUCUGGUUCUAUAGAUGCAAGGAACAAAAGGAUCUUAUGUAUUAAUGUAUGGAACUGGGAGAGAGAUAAUGUGAACUUUUAGCUAUCCUUUGGGGAAUUUCCUUUCAUGAAAUGGAGAAUGUAAUAGUUAACUGAUAACAUGAAAAGUAAAUGUCUGUGGCAGAGAAAUGGUUAUCCGCCGUCCAUGUUUUUUGGGAAUUAUUUGCUAUUUGAUAAAAUUCUCCAAAUGUAAGGUGAAAACAAAAGCUGCAUUUGCGUUUAUCAUCUUGAUCUUGUUUGCUAGAAUUUGAACCAUUUAUAAGAGUGCAAAUCAUGCUUACCGGAUGCAAGGUCUGAGUUUCUAACUUUAGAUUAAGCAGUUUGAGUUACAUGCAGGUCUCUUUCAUUUAGAGUGAGCUGAUAUGAAGUUUAGAGCAAAGAAAGUGCAAUUAAAGUACCUGAUUAGUUUCUCUAGCGUGUUCCAUGUCAUAGACAUACUUUUAAGGCCAAAGGGAAAAAGGCAUUUAUGUUGUAGACAUAUUUCUUUUUAUUAGAAUGACCGCAGAUGGAGCCUAUAGUUGAUAUGAAUUGAUUUGAACAAGAGAGUUGUUUCAGUUAGGAAUUUCAAGCGUUGGUUGAGUAGAAGAAAACAAAAAUGAUUUGGAGAUGUUAUCGGUGUGAUGACAGCCGUGUUAAAACAAGUAGAAAAUGGAAGAAACUGGAGAUCUUAAA